AAAAAAAAGAACAAAAAAAAAAAAAAAGAAAAAACUCGGUUUCUGUUUCCGUUUCUCUCUCUAUUAUUUUGAUAUUUGUGUUAUGGUAAUGAUACUUUGUAUUUGUUGGUUAGUACACAGAAAAAAAGCAGAAAUCAGAAGCAGCACCCUCACCCUCCUAUUUCCUCAGAAAUCUCUUUAAGGAAUUUUCAGAACUCUCCUUCGUCUUUUCCCUUUCUCGUGAUCUUUCUUUUUUUCUUUUUUCUUUUAUUUUUCUUUCAUUUUUCUUCUCUAUAUAAACCCCCUCUUUCUUUCUUCUACACUAAAAUCAUUUUUUAGAAUUUAGAGAGAAAGAAAAUGAGUAGUAAUAGUUGUGGAAGAAAUGGAAGUGUAAGACAAUACAUUAGAUCCAAAGUCCCAAGAUUAAGAUGGACUCCUGAUCUUCAUCAUUCCUUUGUUCUUGCCAUUGAAAGACUUGGUGGCCAUCAAAAGGCAACCCCUAAGCUUGUUCUACAGCUCAUGGAUGUGAAAGGACUCACCAUUUCACACGUAAAGAGUCAUCUUCAGAUGUAUAGAAGUAUGAGGGCAGAUAUGGGAAGACAAGAUAGAAGUUGCUCUUCAACCCUUCAAAGAAAGGUAAGUAAUUUGGAAGAUGACGAGGGCGAAGACGGGUGUGUAGAAGAAGAAGUGGUAAAGGGAGGUAGAAUAAUUUAUAGAUCAAGAACAAUUCAAAGUCCAGCUUCAAAAAGAGUAAAAAUAGGGUGGGAAGAAAGAAUAAUAUCAAGAAAUGAAGAAUAUUAUGGUAAUGGUAAUAAUGGAGAAAGAGAGAAUAUAAAGAGAAAGAAAAUGUGUGAUUCUGAAUCAGACGGCUUUAUACUCAACCAAUCCGCUACGGCUAAUCAUGCUUUCAAGAUGAUGAAACAAGAGGCCCAUGAAAGAGCAGAGAAGAUUAAAGAAAGCAAAUGUUUUGAACUAUCUUUGUCCCUAUCUUUACAACACCAUUAUCACCAUUCAAGCAGUGAAAUGAGUGAAGCAAUUUCAUCUUCAAGUUCAAAGUUGGACGAUAACAAUAAUAAUGAUGAUUACAGAGAUAGUUGGAGUUGGUCCUAUGGAAGGGAACAGCCGAAAAUUGGUGUUAAUCUAGACUUGACGAUGGCACUUUGUGGUAGCCGAUAAGAGUUUUGUAUGUAAUUAAUUUACAUGUCCUAGGUUUUUUUUUUUUUUUUUUUGUUGAAUAUAAUGUUGGAAAAGAAAAACUUCAUUCUUAGGAUCACUCGAAUGCAGCUGUGUUUUUGUUGAAUAUAAUGUUGUAAAAGAAAAACAUCAUUUUGUAGUUUGUGUCCAA
Cucumis sativus (cucumber) is the source of this 1324-nucleotide messenger RNA. RefSeq names its product putative Myb family transcription factor At1g14600. The record is from RefSeq and is a predicted model, not a curated record. NCBI's taxonomy places the organism in Eukaryota, Viridiplantae, Streptophyta, Magnoliopsida, Cucurbitales, Cucurbitaceae. Gene Ontology annotation, biological process: abaxial cell fate specification; regulation of DNA-templated transcription. The transcript has 6 exons. Gene Ontology annotation, molecular function: transcription cis-regulatory region binding. Bases 337 to 1155 code for a protein of 272 amino acids.